UGCUGUUUGCAUGUUUUAGGUUAUCUAUCUGUGUAGUUUAUUUUUGUUGUCUCUUUUGCGAUUGAUUAUACAGAUUUGUCAUCCGUGCGAGCUGUAAUCUUUCGUUUAUUACAUAAUUGUUAGUGUAAACUUGGACAUUUUCGCAUCAUGGAAGAUGAUGUGUUUGAAAUUCCUUUAUCUUCAUUAUCUUGCGAAAGACUGGAUGAUGAUCAACACAUUCUAAUAGCAAAUUCUUUAUCCGAUGAAACCUCUGACUUCAUUCGCCCUCAGGAUGAUUUAGUGUCUUCGGAUGAUAUCCUCAGGAAUGGUGUUCUAAUCCAGACCAGCAAAGGAAUAGAGUGGAUUUCAUUAACAGAAGCAUUGACAAGUGAAGUUGGAGAUUUGAACUUAUCUGUUGAAGAUUUUCAUAGUGUAACUUCGCAAUUUUUCGAUUCUCAAGACUUAACUGAUCACUCCGAUGAUCAGUUUGAUUUUCAUCAUCUUGCAUCGCCAUUGUUGGAAAGUAUCGAGGAAACUUGUGAAAGUUCAACAGGACUAGAAGACGAUGAUCUCACACCAGCAUGUGCUCCAAAGCUUACCCUUUCACCUACUUCACAUUCCCGUCCAAGUACAGCUGACCGAUCUGCCUCGACUGCUACCAACUCCGAAAGUAACAACAGCGACUCCUCUACCUUUUCUGUUGCUCCCAAUCAGGUGAAAAGGAAAGGUGGUUGGCCAAAAGGUAGAAAACGGAAACCUGAACUCUCAGAAAAUCGGCCGCCAAAGGCUCCAUCCACUGGCUAUGUCCUGUAUUUGAAUGAGAAAAGAAAAUUGUUGAAAAACCGACCAUUUCCAGAGGUUACCAAAAUUCUUGGAAACGAAUGGAGUAGAAUGAGUCUUGCAAAGAAGAAAGUAUAUCUAGACAGAGCUGAAAGAGACAAAAUUCGUUACAAAGAAGAGCUCAGGAAAUACCAUAAGUCAGACGCGUACCUCUCAUACUUAAGGAGGAAAAGAAUAAAAAGUUUGCAGGCAAAUGGCACGGAGGAGUCUGACAUUGAUGCUACUGACUUUGAUGAGGAGGAUAAUGAAGAACUCUAUUGCCGAGCAUGCAAUCAAUGGUUCACGUCAUUUCAUAACAAGAAAGAGCAUAUGUACGGAAGGCAACAUUUUCAGAACGUCAAGUUAAUGGGGAGUGGAAGUGGGUCUGCACAAGAGGGCAGCAGCUCCGUUCAGUCUCUUGAUGAAUCAAGUUUAGACGCAGCGCCAUUACCACCUCCACGAUUUAGCUAUCUUCGUACCAACGACACGCUGUCUACCUCCUCGGAAGCAAAUAUGGAAGAUGCAAUCGCAUUAGUUAUGCACCUCAAUUCAGAUAGAGAAAAAGAAGUAAAACAACUCCAAAACCAUGUAGCUGAACAAGAACAGAGGCACAAGCAAGUGUUAAGUCAAGUAGUGAAAUUGAAGGAAGAAGAAGCCCGCCUGUUAGCGCUGCUUCAAAAGCAGCAAGCAGAAGCAAAGCAGUACAAAGCAAAAAUGAGCUCCUAUGCAAGUGAUAUUCGGAAGUUGUAUCGCUUAACGAAAACCAAAGGAAAAGGUUCGUAGGAACUUGUUUACGCGUCACAGUGAUUAAUUAUGUAUUUUUACAGUGCAAUCGGAGCACUUGUUUCUUUCUUGAUUUCCCUUAGUAAUACCGUUCAUUUAUAAUUUUAUCCAUUUUGCAUUUGUGGUCGUCGAAGACCGAAGCUGAACUACUCUCAGAGUAUCAAACAUUUAUUUUAAAAUUCGGUGCUUUUUUUCUGUAUUUAUGUUUUUAAAUUAUUUUAUUUUAUGUAAGGCAUUUGAAGUGUCAAGAAACCAAACAAACUCAAAAAGGCGGCAAAAUUAGAGAUUUUAAAGUUAGGAAUUUAAUUUAACUUCGGAAUUAUUGUUACUUAGCUAAACAAAUUUUGUUUGUAAAUCGCAUCAAGUACUGUAUUGCAUAUUCUCAGUGUGAAGUUGUGAGCUUUUAUAGCCAGCAUGUUUUUGAGAUGGCUUUGUCAUAAUUGCUCAUCUUGCUGAAAAAUAGCCCAUUCCAAAAGUAAAAACUAAAUGUGAAGUCCUCAAAAUAUUGAGAAAGUUUGUAGGCCAAUUAUAGUCAUAAGAACAAUGAGGGAGAAAUAGAAAACUAAUGACAUCACAGAAUCCAAAAUGUAAAAUUCAGAACUCCUGGAAGUACCUGAUGAAAUUUGCAUGUUGAGAAAUGCCAAAAGUAAAAUAUGUCCCUAGUAUGAUUAAAUAACUCAAAUCUGCUGUUUGUCAUUAAGGAAUUCUCAAAAUAUGUAUCGCAGUUUCUCUAAUGUACCAGACAAUCAAAGAUGAUUAGAUAAGACUGCAAUUCCGGUGCAAUUUCCUCCCCUAACCAUUGAAAAAAUAUUAUCAAAAUUCACUUCAGCUCUAAAUAGUUACCUCAAGUAGACCAAAAAUAGCCAAUCAUGUUUUUCAGGAGAAUAUUGAAAUCAUUAAACUCAAAUUUUAUUGGCAGUAAAGUUACAUUUCUGCAUGAGCCUUAUGAUUAAAAAAUCAGAAAUCAAGCGUUCACGUAAGUGAAUACAAUCUAUUCUUGUAAUAGGUUAAAAAUUAGUUAAAAACUGGAAUGGUUUAGUGACUUACUUGUUUGGAAUAACUGAAGGGUUCUGUCAAGUGUUGAACGAAAGUUUCUUAAAAAUAAUCAUAUCUCUUUAUACUAAGGCAAGGUUUCCUCUUUUUACUUGACUCAUAUUUUUAAAUGCUCUCUCUUUCUUUUACAUUUUUCUUUUUUCUCACUCUUUUCCACUGCAGCUUACUUCCUCCGAUGAUUUCCGAAAACCUUGUAUUUUUGUCAGCCAAGUCUGGCUAAUUUUUCACCAAUAAGUAACACCUACCUCCAGGAAUAAAAGAUGCUCUUAAAAUUUCUUGUUACCGAGUAAACACGGCUCUGCAAGGACCUGAUUUCAUUAUUAUUCUUGUUUCUUUCGCCGAAGUGAAAUGAUUCUAAUAAGCCGUACGUCCUCCUUCAGCCUGUUUUUUAAAUUUUGCUUUUGUAACUCCUUUGUUUACUCUCUUUUCUGACUGCAAAAUUUUAAUGGUUUGAUAACAAUACGAUCAAUUUGUGAAAUUAUCUAGCGUCGGUUUUGAGUGGUGUCAAUUUCCUAAUCUGUUAACUGUGACUUAUGCUGAGAAUUUUCGUGAGAAAUUUGAUCAUGCAGUUUAUGAUGCAAGAUUUGUACCUAUGGUGAUACUCUGAUCCUCAGCGUAGAAGAAAUUAUUUUUAGUCUCGUCUUAGGAUUAAAAUUGAGAUGGUAGAGCAGUACAUUACUUUAUUUAGCAUAUUUUUCUUUCCUUGUGAUACUGAUCUUAUACUUGAAUGAUUUUUAUAAUUGUUUUGCAUCAUUAAAUUGUGUUUUCAUAAUUUGAAUACCA
Bemisia tabaci is the source of this 3417-nucleotide messenger RNA. RefSeq lists its product as uncharacterized. Lineage: Eukaryota; Metazoa; Arthropoda; Insecta; Hemiptera; Aleyrodidae. Gene Ontology annotation, biological process: regulation of gene expression. Gene Ontology annotation, cellular component: nucleus. The record is from RefSeq and is a predicted model, not a curated record.